Molecule: messenger RNA, 471 nt
Organism: Triticum turgidum subsp. durum (durum wheat)
Lineage: Eukaryota; Viridiplantae; Streptophyta; Magnoliopsida; Poales; Poaceae
Source: the annotation of a GenBank genome assembly
AUGGCGAACGCGGGGCUGAAGCCGGUGGCCGGCCUCCUCCUGAUGCUCAACUUCUGCAUGUACCUCAUCGUCGCCGCGGUCGGCGGAUGGGCCAUCAACUUCGCCAUCAACAACGGCUUCUUCAUAGGUUCCGGGCUGGAGCUGCCGUCACACUUCUCUCCGAUCUACUUCCCGAUAGGGAACGCGGCGACCGGGUUCUUCGUCAUCUUCGCCGUGAUCGCCAGCGUGGUCGGUAUGGGGGCGGCGCUUGCCGGGUUCCACCAUGUCCGCGCGUGGAGCCACGAGAGCCUGCCGGCGGCAGCCUCCUCCGCGUUCAUCGCCUGGAUGCUCACGCUGCUUGCCAUGGGAUUGGCAGUUAAGGAGAUUGACCUGAACGGCAGGAAUGCUAGACUGAUAACCAUGGAGGCUUUCACCAUCAUACUGUCGGGGACGCAGCUCUUCUACAUACUCGCUAUACACGGAGGGAGGUGA